GAAAUGGCCUUUCACCAGUCAUGGGCUUUUGCAUUUGGCCUUCUAGGCAACAUCAUCUCAUUUAUGGUCUACCUUGCUCCACUGCCAACAUUCUACAAGAUAUAUAAGAAGAAAUCUACAGAAGGUUUUCAGUCACUUCCUUAUGUGAUUGCACUCUUCAGUUCAAUGCUGUGGAUCUAUUAUGCGAUGCUUAAGAAAGAUGCAAAUCUUCUUAUCACCAUAAACUCGGUUGGCUGCCUAAUUGAGUCCAUCUACAUUGUUCUCUUCUUAUUUUAUGCAACCAAGAAGGCCAAGAUCCUGACUGUGAAGCUUGUUCUCCUGUUGAAUGUUUUUGGGUUCGGCCUUAUGCUUCUCCUCACUCUCUACCUAGCAAAAGGCACAAAACGUAUCCAGGUUCUUGGAUGGAUUUGCUUGGUAUUUAACCUUAGUGUGUUUGCUGCCCCUCUAUGUAUCUUGAGACAAGUCAUAAGAACGAAAAGCGUCGAGUACAUGCCAUUUCCUCUAUCUUUCUUCCUAACCUUGGGCGCAGUGACGUGGUUCUUUUAUGGCCUUUUUCUCAAGGACUAUUACAUUGCUCUUCCAAAUACAGUGGGGUUUCUCUUUGGCAUUGUUCAGAUGCUGCUCUAUAUAGUAUACAAGAACGCCAAGAAGGUUCUGGAGGAGCCGAAGCUACAUGUACCUGAGCACAUCAUUGAUGCAGUCAAGCUUACCACACAGCUUGUGUCUCCGGAACUAACUUCUGUGCUUCCACUUUCAAAUGGGAACGGAAAUGACGCAGUUGGAAAUCAAAUUGACAAGGAAAAGGCACAAGAAUCCAAGACAGCCAUCGAUGAUCAUGAGUACUCGGCUAAAGCUUAA
Molecule: messenger RNA, 858 nt
Organism: Alnus glutinosa
Lineage: Eukaryota; Viridiplantae; Streptophyta; Magnoliopsida; Fagales; Betulaceae
Product: bidirectional sugar transporter SWEET14-like
Exons: 6
Coding region: 4-858 (284 amino acids)
Biological process (GO): carbohydrate transport
Cellular component (GO): membrane
Molecular function (GO): sugar transmembrane transporter activity
Source: RefSeq, a predicted model, not a curated record